Messenger RNA from Austrofundulus limnaeus, 3989 nucleotides. It is a transcript of the gene adam9a, whose product is annotated as ADAM metallopeptidase domain 9a. Gene Ontology annotation, biological process: proteolysis. NCBI's taxonomy places the organism in Eukaryota, Metazoa, Chordata, Actinopteri, Cyprinodontiformes, Rivulidae. The record is from RefSeq and is a predicted model, not a curated record. Gene Ontology annotation, cellular component: plasma membrane. Gene Ontology annotation, molecular function: metalloendopeptidase activity.
GGUUCAGAGAAGCUCCGAGAGAGGACGGACUCCACUCCAGCAGGACCCAGUCCAACAACAGAAAACCCAUAGAACUGGGACGAACCGAGUCGAAACAGCAGCGGGACGCGGUCCGAACCGAACCGAACCGAACCCCGGCUGAAGCCGCCCGUUUGGAUCAUCCAGUCUCCGGGACGGGCAGGGAUCAUGGCUCGGCCGAGGAAGAAAAGCUCGGCGGGGCGUUUGUUGGCAUGAAGCGGCGCGGGAGGGGACAGGACUGAGAACCGAACCGAACCGAACCUACAGGGAAGGAUAAUUUAACAAGAGAAGAAGAUGAUGAUGAUGAUGAUGAUGAUGGGAGGAAGAGAAGGUCUGUUGAAGGUCUGCGGACUGCUGCUCGUGCUGAGCGGAAGUUGUCACUGCGGAGAUUCUCAGCAGACGGAGCAUCUCUCCUCCUAUCAGCUGACCAUCCCUCGACCAAUAGGAGGCCGUCUGAGGAGGGACGCAGACGGACAGCCGCCCAAUCAGGCGUCCUUCAUCAUCAGAGUGGACGGAGACGAUCAUGUGGUGCAUCUGCAGAGGAACCAAACCACUGUCACUAUCGGGGCUUCGUUCAGGACAUGGAGGGCUCAUCAGUGGCUCUGAGCAUCUGUAACGGCCUCAGAGGAGUGAUUCAUUUCACUCACGACAGCUACGGAAUCGAGCCAUUAGACUCCGCCCCCGAACAGCACCUGGUGUACCGCCUUCAGGACGUCACCUCGCAGCCCCGGGGGUGUGGAACGCCUCACCACGAGAAUGACAACGCUACUGAGCACGCUCAGUACGAAGGAGAGGAAAUUCACCACAGACCUCACAGCAGGAUGAAGAGAGCUGUUCUUCAUAAAACUCACUACGUGGAGCUGCUGCUGGUGGUCGACAACGACAGAUAUAAUUACAUGAACAAGAAUGCGACAGCAGUGAGAGAGGAAAUGGUUCAUCUGGCCAACCUUGUAGACAGUAUCUACAUGCAGCUGAACGUUAGGGUGGUUCUGGUCGGUCUGGAGAUUUGGACUCAGCAAAACCUGAUCAACACAGACGGAGGACCUGAAGAAGUACUGGGUCGUUUCACUCAGUGGAGGGAGAAGGAGCUGGUUCCCCGCCGCCGGCAUGACUCAGCACAGCUCAUCCUGAAGAAGAGCUUCGGGGUAAUAGCGGGCAUGGCCUUCGUCUCCUCUGUCUGCUCUCAAAGUCAUGGGGGAGGGAUCAACGCGUUCACCGACAACAACGUUCCUUCAUUCGCCUCCAACGUGGCUCAUGAGCUCGGACACAACCUGGGGAUGAACCACGACAACGGGCGACCCUGCAGAUGUCCCGUCUCUGCCUGCAUCAUGAACUCCGGAGCCACAGGCUCCAGAAACUUCAGCAGCUGCAGUGCUGAUGAUUUUGAGAAGAUGAUCCUGUUGACAGGAGGGACGUGUCUCCUGAACGUCCCUCGACCCGACGAAGCCUACAGCGCCCCCUUCUGUGGGAACAGCCUGGUUGACGUCGGCGAGGAGUGCGACUGUGGCUCAGAGAAGGAGUGUGAGGAGGACCCCUGCUGUGAGUAUCAGACUUGUAAACUGAAGCCCGGAGCUCAGUGCGCGUACGGAGAAUGCUGCUACAAGUGCCAGUACCUGCCGGGAGGAACCAUGUGUCGCUCGGGUAAAGACGAGUGCGAUCUACCGGAGUAUUGCAACGGCUCCUCGUCCCUCUGUCAGAGCGACGUCUUCGCCCAGAACGGGCAGCCGUGCAGGAACCAGCAGGCCUACUGUUACAACGGGAAGUGUCAGCACCAUGACGGGCAGUGUCACGCCUUGUUUGGAACCAAGGCGACGGCAGCUCCUGAGAUCUGCUUCAAAGAGGUGAACAGUAAAGGAGAUCGCUUCGGUAACUGUGGCUACCAGCAGUACGGCUACAAAAAGUGUGAGAGCAGGAACGCUCUGUGUGGGAAGCUGCAGUGCUCCAACGUUCAGAAGGUGACGGUCUUCAACAUCGAGCCGUCCAUCAUCAUCACGCCCAUCGCCGGCGCCAAGUGUUACGGCGUGGACUUCAUGCUGGGCUCAGACGUCCCCGACCCGGGCAUGGUGAACGAGGGGACAAAGUGUGGAGAAGACAAGGUGUGUAUGAACUUUGAGUGUCGCAGCGUUGAAGUCCUGAACUACGACUGUGACGUGAAGAAGAAAUGCCACGGACACGGGGUGUGCAACAGCAACAAGAACUGUCACUGCGAGAGCGGCUGGGCUCCGCCCUUCUGCCAGCUCUCGGGUUACGGAGGCAGUGUGGACAGUGGACCCACGUGGAACGAUAAGGACACGUCUCUCAGGGACGGCCUGCUCGUCUUCUUCUUCUUCAUUCUUCCUCUGCUCGCUCUGGGAGCGUUUGUUUUCUUACGCAGGAACGAGCUGCUGCAGAGGCUGGGGCUGAGCCGCAGGAAGAGGUCGCAGGAAUACCAGGCGGACGAGGCGGCUUCAGCCAAUCGCAGCAGAGGACCUCCUCCCAGAACGCAGCCUCCAGUUGUCGCUCGCAGCAACAUGAACAACAUCGUCAGAGACGGGCAUCACGCUCAGCUGCUGCCGCAUGAGGGGGCGGAGCCCAACAGGACGCCUUCAUCUCACAUUCUGAGACCGCCUCCUCCUCCUCUAAAACCCAAACCUUCUGCUGCAUCUCAGCCUCUGGUGCCUCAAAGAUCCGCCCCCGCUCCACCUGUGUAACCAAUCAGGGGCCUUCUUCUCUUCACCCUCCCUCCUCUUCCUCUCCUUCUCGCCUUCUUCCUCCCUGAACUUCAGCCGCCGCUCCGUCAGAGCCGGUGUCCUUACCAACAGGAUCCACGAGCCAGGUCAGAGGAGGAACAAGAAGGUAGCAGGACUGAAACUGAGCAGCUGCUCCUCGUUACUCCUCCUCCUCCUCCUCCUCCUCAUCCCUGCCAGGUGACCUGGUCUGUAACUGAACCAGCCAAUCAGAACUCAGAACAGCCAGACAAACACCAGAAACUCCUCCUACUGUUGGUGAACAAAAACUAUUUCAUAUGAAGUGUUUAGCAUGCUAGGUGGCUAAUGAUCACUUAAUAAAACAUUACAGGAAUAAAUAUUUAAAAACAACAACAAAAAAGCAGAAAUCAAUAAGUUCACAUUAUUUACAGUUCAAUCAUUUUAUAUAAAAAAACGCUGUCUCAUUAAAGAACCCUUUUAUUACGCCCACUUUUCUCUGAUUGGACAGUUUCCUGAAGCAUCUGCCUUGUUUCUGAGCUGUGACACAAACUGAAGUUAAACUCUACAGGAAGCUUUUAAUUUGAAAAGCCCCACAGGUGAGCAAAUAAAUGUAGUUUGGUCAGCAGGGGGCGUUGCAGACUAAUAACUGCUUUAUCAGAGUCAGCAGUUAGUCGUGUUCACCUGUCAGCAACAAGAAAAACCACUCUGAUUGGCUGGUCCAGGGGGGGGGGCGGAGCCUGCACCUGCUCACUUCUGUUUGACUGAAAGCACUGGUGUCAGUUCUGCUCAGCACUGUCAUAGGAAUGUAACCACCCCGAGCUGCAGCCGGAGGCUGCUCUGUACCUCCUGCACUGCCCGGCUUUUGUUUUGUUUUUUGUUUUUAUUUGUUUUGUUUCCUGAAUUGUAAAAAAAACCCGCCCGUAUGCAAACAGCGUCUGAGCGCACGGACCUGUGUAGACUUUUAGUUUCACGUGGUACGUCAUGUUUCUGCAGAGACUGUUUGCACGUUUCCGGGUCAGAUCCGUUUCACUGCAGGGAUUUUUUGCUACUUCUUCACCGAGUAAACCAAAUGUUUCUGCUCCCGUCACCGGACCUGGACCUGCACUGUUACACCAGGACGACGCCACGUUUUACCUGCAGGAUCUGAUUUUUAAUUCGUUGUUUUUGAGUGUUUUUGCACAGGAACAGGAGGACUCUUAGAGCCAGCUUUGUGCCAUUUAAUAGUUUUUGUUUUUUUAUGCCAGGAUGAGGAAGAAAGAAAUCAAUAAAAAUGACUGAAACUGU